GAAGUGUUUUGGAUGGCAAAGAUGUAUUUGAUUGACAAAAUCUGUUUAGCCUAAGAAGAGAGUGGUGGAAAUGAUGGGAUUCCAAGGAGAAAAAAAAAGGGCAGGGGGAAGGAGUAUCCUGGGACAAAAAGGAUCUUAGAAAGAUUUCAGAAAUUCACAUUUUUAGAUACUGUCAUUGGGGUAAAAAGUCAUUGCCCUCUGAUAAAAUGAAUGUUUUAGUUAGUAGUAAAAACUUGGGAAUCCCUUAAAAUUUAUGAGUCUCAGUUUUUCUCAACAUUAAAGUGGAAAUAAUAGUUGCAUUAUCUUUCUUGUGAAAAUAUUAUAAAGGGAAUUAAUCUCAUACUAACUAAACUGGUUUUUUUAAGUGGAAAUAUGUAAAUGCUAUCUUUCUUCUGAAAUAUGUGAGUAGGUUUCAUUGACAAUUUACAAGAAAAUAUCUUUCCUUCCAGAAUCAAAGCAUCAGCACUUCAUUAUAUUGCCUUGUAGAACUACCUUCACAUGGCCCAAAACAACCAGACAAUGGUAAAUGAAUUCAUCCUCUUAGGACUAUCUAAUGACUUGAAGACUGAGAUUUACCUCUUUGUCCUCUUCUUAGUCAUGUACUUGGUAACUAUGGUGGGAAACUUCCUUAUCAUCUAUCUGAUCAGGUUAGACAGCCGACUCCACACCCCCAUGUAUUUCUUCCUUAGCAUCCUGUCCUUUGUCGAUAUUUGCUAUAUGAACAGCACUGUCCCACAAAUGCUUAUUCAUUUUCUGUCUUCAAAGAAGUCCAUCCCAUUCUAUAGCUGUGUAUUUCAGCUCUUUAUCUCCCUGGCACUGGGUGGAACUGAGUUCUUUCUACUGGGAGCAAUGGCAUAUGACCGCUAUGUGGCAGUGUGCUUUCCCCUACACUACACCGUCAUCAUGCAUGGAGGGCUGUGCAUGGCUCUGGCUGCUGCCUGUUGGGCUGCUGGUUUCUUAAACUCACUCAUGGAGACAAUCAUUACUUUUCGACUUCCCCUGUGCAAGGAUGUUAUCAAUCACUUUGCUUGUGAGACACUAGCAGUUCUGCAUUUGGCCUGUGUGGACAUUUCCUUCAACAAGAUCAUGGUGACCUUCUCAGGCUCUGUGGUCAUCAUGUUACCCUGCUCCUUGGUCCUGUUCUCCUAUGCCCAGAUUGUUAGAGCCAUUCUGCGCAUCCGUUCUACUCGGGGACGUCGCAAAGCCUUUGGGACCUGCGCCUCCCAUUUCACUGUGGUCUCCCUUUGCUUUGGGGCCACCAUUUUCACCUACAUGCGGCCCCGGGCUGCCUCCUCAGCAGAACAUGAAAAGAUGAUUGCUUUAUUCUAUACUACCGUGGCCCCUAUGUUGAACCCUAUGAUCUACAGUCUGAGGAACAAGGAAGUGAUGAGUGCUCUGAGAAGAGCCCUGGGAAGAUUCUCUGAAGAAACAUGAAAAUUACAAGAUUUUCCCA
Messenger RNA from Sarcophilus harrisii (Tasmanian devil), 1453 nucleotides. Its product is annotated as olfactory receptor-like protein OLF3. Gene Ontology annotation, biological process: G protein-coupled receptor signaling pathway. The transcript has a single exon. The record is from RefSeq and is a predicted model, not a curated record. Bases 499 to 1434 code for a protein of 311 amino acids. Gene Ontology annotation, cellular component: membrane. Gene Ontology annotation, molecular function: olfactory receptor activity; G protein-coupled receptor activity. Lineage: Eukaryota; Metazoa; Chordata; Mammalia; Dasyuromorphia; Dasyuridae.